ACCCACUUGAUGUGUCUAACUCAGACUGCUGACGCCUCAUAUCGUUUUACACAGAAAGCUACUUUGGAUUUUGUCCCCAAUUACUUACAUUAAAAUAGUUUUAGGAAGGGCUCUCUUUGUGGCCAAUGUCGGGAAACAGUUACAGCAACCAAUAACUCAUUCAAUGUCCAUGUGAGUAUUGUAUUAAGAUCAGUGAACCUAUCCUUUAACAAAGAGACGAGUUAGUUAUUUCAAAUAAACAGGGAACUGUUUAUAACCAGUUGUGUUAACUCUCCUCACCCUACCUUUACUAGAUAAACUUCAUGAGCCCUAAUGUUGCAAACUGUCUACUUACACCAGAUUGGUAGUGACUGACCACAAAAUCAGGCAACCAUGACAACGUCAGGAAAUGGCUCAGAAUAUCAGUCCAGUCUGUCAGUAAGACCAUGAUUUGUUACCUUUUGAAACACACUAGUAGAUUAACCAGGAGGUUAGUCUCGCAGCAGCACUACGACGUUAUAUAUGUUGCUAGUUACGUUUCACAUUUUGAAUUACGUGCACCAGCAAAAGCGUAUCCGUCCGUGUUACCAGUCUCUCCAGUCACCCCACCCAGCUCAAGGAGCUCCCUGGCGGUCUUGUUGACUCCAGGAAAACACCCCCUCCCAGACGGAUGAUCAUAAAGGGGGGGAUCAUAUUUAGGACAGGAGGGAUGUGAAGACAGUCUGAAUCAAGGGGAUGAUUUUUAUAUAGACUGCUGGCGGAUUCAUUGUCUUUGCGUGUCUGCUGGAGUUUGAGUCUGGAUGUGGAUGCUGCGCCGGUGCUGAGAUGCUGAUGACAGGCCGAACCUAUCAAACACCCUCCUGUAUCGUGGAUGCAACCCAAAGCUGAAAUAGCUGAAAGACGAUAAAUACGAGCGAAAGAGAGCAACAGGCCAGUUUGAUCCAGCCUGUAAACGGGGGGCCGGAGCGGCUGUGUGAGGAGGAGUGACCGCGGCGGCGACAUGUUCUGAGCAGAGAGCCGGCGAGCGGCGGCGGCUGGCGGGAUGAAGGUGCCGAGGAGACCGAGGCAGACGCUGCUGCUCCCCCGGUUCUGCGUCUGUGGAGUCGGUCUGCUCGCAGCCGCCUGGGUCUUUCACUUCAAUGAUGUUACAGGCUCCUAUGGAACCACUGUGUAUCAUGACAUCUCCUUGUCCAAGAGAGAGCUCAUCCAGCAAAAAGAGGACAACAACCAGACUGACAGUAUUUCUACAUCUGCUGUCAGUGAUUUUCCUGAAGACAUCUUUACCCAGGAGCAGAGGAGACAGGGAGCGGUUCUCCUUCACGCUCUCUGUGCUAUCUACAUGUUUCAUGCGCUGGCCAUCGUGUGUGAUGUUUAUUUUGUGCCAUCACUGGAAAAAGUAUCAGAGAACCUUCAGCUCAGUCAGGAUGUUGCUGGGGCAACCUUCAUGGCAGCUGGGAGCUCUGCCCCUGAGCUCUUCACCUCUUUGAUUGGGGUGUUUAUCACAAAGGGAGACGUGGGUGUGGGAACUAUUGUGGGAUCAGCUGUCUUUAACAUCCUGGUCAUCAUCGGCAUUUGUGGUAUCUUCUCCGGACAGCCCAUCUCUCUGAGCUGGUGGCCUUUGUUUCGUGAUGCUGUCUUCUACAUCCUGUCCAUAGUGGUGCUUAUCCUGGUGAUCUAUGAUGAAAAAGUCAUGUGGUGGGAGACCAUUAUCCUGAUCUCUAUGUACGGAAUCUACAUAAUCAUCAUGAAGUUCAACAGAUCUCUGUGUAGCCUGGUAGAGAGACACUGCAGGAGGGCAGGUCAGCCGUGUCUGGGCAGUCUGCGACGGACGACUGCUGUCGGAAGCGUUGGAGACUGUGACAACGACAUGGUGCCGCUGAAGCCAGGUGCAGGAGCUCGUGUUUAUUCAUGCGUGGUGGCCGGCCAGGAUUCAGGGGUGGUGAUGGUGGAUGAGAUGCUGAACCUGCACCCCCACCAGCUCUCCUUCUCAGAGGCAAGCCUUCGCCUUCUCAUCACCCCGCAUUUUCCCCCCUUCACCCGCCUGCGCAUGGCAGGAUGCAUUGUCAUCAAUGAGAGGCAGAGGCUGAUUCGUGCUCGAGUCGGCCCGGAGGAGGGGGGAGCUUCAGGGGAGGAGAGUUUGGGUGCUAACGGGCCAUGGGGGAGGGAGAAUGGGACGGUGGCAGAGGGAGACAUGCAGCCGCUGGAUGGAGAGAGGGAGAGGGGUAAAGAGACGGGGGGGGAGACAGGUGGGGGAACACAGCCUAAAGAGGAAGAGGAGGAUGAGGAAGAGCAGGAGGAAGGAGAGGAGGAGAACGCUCCUUUCAAACCCUUUGUCCUGCCAGCAAUGGUGGAUCGUGAAACUCUCUACAUGGAUCUGGGUUGCUCCCCGCUUCCGUCUCUCAAACCAAACCGAUCAUUUCUGAUUGGCAUAAAAAGCAUCAUUACCGAUGGGUGGUGUGUGCGUGUGAAGUGGCUGCUCUCUUGGCCCGUGAGCAUCCUGCUUCACUGCACCAUCCCCGACUGCAGCCUGCCGCGGUGGGAGCGCUGGUACCUUCUCACCUUCCUGUCCUCCACGCUCUGGAUAGCCAUCUUCUCCUACCUCAUGGUCUGGAUGGUGACCAUUAUCAGCUACACACUUGGAAUCCCAGAAGUCAUCAUGGGCAUCACUUUUCUGGCAGCUGGCACCAGUGUCCCUGACUGUAUGGCCAGCCUCAUCGUUGCCCGACGAGGGAUGGGUGACAUGGCUGUGUCCAACUCCAUUGGCAGUAAUAUCUUUGAUGUGCUGCUGGGCCUGGGCUUCCCCUGGGCGCUGAGGACUAUCGUAGUCAGCUAUGGAUCAGUGGUGACAAUCAACAGCAAAGGCCUGGUGUACUCAGUGAUUCUGCUGUUGGCCUCGGUCAUACUUACUGUCCUGUGUGUCCAUCUGAACGGCUGGAGGUUGGACCGCAGGCUGGGACUCUGUCUCAUUCUGCUCUACGCCAUCUUCCUCCUCUGCUCCAUCGGCUUCGAGAGGCUGUAGAGGACACACACACUCCCUACGCAGAGUCAUACAAAAGGACGCACAAACAAGUGGUCCGACUCGUUUUCCACCUUCACUGCUGCCAUUAUUAAUCAAGUGUACGGACAGAUGAAUUUUCAUUUCAUUUCAAAGUGGCUGUACAUGUUUGAGCAGCGUUACUGCGACACCGGCUUCCUGAAAGCUGCAUUGUUUACCUUUGAUAAACGAGUAUUUUACAUAGUUUUGUACCUAGCACCUCCAGCCCAGAUUUUGUGAAAUCAAACCCAACUAAUAAUGCACUAUGUCUCACAACAAAUGUAUGAGGUAUUGAAUUUGUAUUCUGAAACCAAGACUAUUGUAUAAGGAACCCCAAAGUGUGUUAGUUUACUUAUUAAUACUUUACGACUGCCACAAGUAACCUCAGUGACCAGAUGAUUAUACAUGUAAGUUUAUAUAGUUGCUUCUCAGUGCGUGCAGUUAUUUUAUGUCAAGUUUAAUGUCAACUUUUAAUCACGCCUUUUGUGUGUGUAGUUAUAAACAACAUAGCAUGGCUGAUCAUCACGCUCCAGAUAAUUGCACUAAGCCACUAUUGUCUUGGUCUUGUACAUAAUGUAGCGCCCCCCCCUUUCCUAUAAGCUUCUCAGCACAGAAGUGAUUUGCUGGAACAAAGGUGACUGUAUGCUACAAGGUGUUUUUGAAUGUCUGUGUUUGGAGAGAGUCCUUGAGUGUAUGUUGUUGAGUGAAAUAAAACGUUCUGUUCUGGGA
This is a messenger RNA of Siniperca chuatsi (mandarin fish), 3742 nucleotides long. Its product is annotated as sodium/potassium/calcium exchanger 3-like. The record is from RefSeq and is a predicted model, not a curated record. Bases 1022 to 2998 code for a protein of 658 amino acids. Lineage: Eukaryota; Metazoa; Chordata; Actinopteri; Centrarchiformes; Sinipercidae. Gene Ontology annotation, biological process: calcium ion transmembrane transport; intracellular calcium ion homeostasis. Gene Ontology annotation, molecular function: calcium, potassium:sodium antiporter activity; calcium channel activity. Gene Ontology annotation, cellular component: membrane. The transcript has 18 exons.